Molecule: messenger RNA, 441 nt
Organism: Suillus fuscotomentosus
Lineage: Eukaryota; Fungi; Basidiomycota; Agaricomycetes; Boletales; Suillaceae
Exons: 2
Source: RefSeq, a predicted model, not a curated record
UUGGGGCAUCAACCAUUGUCUUUCCAAGCUACAUACGCAGAUUAUGUCAUAUAUGAACAGCUACGCCACGAGUUCAUGAACUGGCCUCGAGCAAGGGCUGCGUUCCUGCAUGGGGGACUCGUCUGGCAGUUGGCUUUGCAUAGCCUUGGUUUCCACCACCUUCCAUCCGUCCUUGAAGGUAUUUCGACAGAAGCUGUUCCAUUUGGCAACCUGUUAGUGGGGAACGGGUCGACUUACUACGACGAUGGGUUGCCGGACAAAGAAAUUGAUUUCAUAUGUGGAACUUGUCCUGACUUAUACUCGCGCUUUCUAGCUCAUGGCACAUCAGAUGUGGUCUCCUGGUGGUCCUGGCCCAACACUUGGGAUGCCUUGGGCUUAAAUGUCGGUUUCUGGUCUGCUCGUUGUGAAGAUUGGUUUCAACGACGUCUUGACAACAUCUGA